CUUAAAUUUCACUAGACCGGAAAUUCACGACCCAAAAAUCCUAAUUUUCCCCCAAUUUUUGUUAAUUGGAGACGACGAAGUACAGCCAUGUAUCGCCAAGGCUCCCGCUUGCUGAUGCGCGCAACCGCCGCCGCCGGAAUCCGUUCAGCGGCGAACCCCGGAAUCCCAGCCGCUUCUCAGGCCUUCUCCACCGAAGUUGCGGAGGCGCCGGCGAUAGAUUCGUCGUUCCUCGAGGCAUGGAAGAAGGCCGCUCCCAACAUCGACCCCCCGAAGACUCCGCUCGCAUUUAUGAAGCCGCGGCCACCAACUCCUUCCUCCAUCCCCUCCAAGCUCACCCUCAACUUCGUCCUUCCUUACCAAUCCGAGAUCUCCAACAAGGAGGUCGACAUGGCGAUUAUACCCGCAACAACCGGGCAAAUGGGUGUUCUACCCGGCCAUGUGGCGACCAUAGCAGAACUCAAACCUGGCGUUCUCUCAGUGCACAACGGAAAUGAUGUCACCAAAUACUUUGUCAGCAGCGGCUUUGCGUUUAUCCAUGCAAACUCUUACGCCGAUAUCGUCGCCGUUGAGGCUGUUCCCCUCGACCAAAUCGAUUCAAGCCUGGUUCAAAAAGGACUGUCCGAGUUCACUCAGAAGCUCAACUCAGCCGUCACCGACCUCGAGAAGGCCGAAGCUCAGGUCGGAGUUGACGUACACAGCGCUCUCAAUGCUGCACUUACUGGGUGAAAGAAGACUUUCUUGUUUGAGAGAGAAUCUCCAUGGACUCAAGUGAGGGAGGCUGAAUAAUUUGUUGGUGGAAUUGAAAUGUUUGUUUUAUGCUAUUAUUGGUUACAAAUUUGCUUUGUAUGUGCUUGUAGCUUCAACAAUUUUAUCUUGAAAUAGAGAUUUUGAGAGAGGAAUGUCUGCAGUGAAGCAGCUGAAAUAACUGUUUUUAAUUCUGGGCAUUCUGAAUUCAUUUUGAACCAGCAGAAAUAAUAUUUGUAGGAUAUUUAAUUUGCUGAGAAAUACUUUGAUGAUUGACAGACAAUAUAUAUAUGGUUUUAGUUAUCA
Phalaenopsis equestris is the source of this 1050-nucleotide messenger RNA. RefSeq names its product ATP synthase subunit delta', mitochondrial. The transcript is spliced from 2 exons. The record is from RefSeq and is a predicted model, not a curated record. Gene Ontology annotation, biological process: proton motive force-driven ATP synthesis. The coding region runs from base 88 to 726 and encodes 212 amino acids. NCBI's taxonomy places the organism in Eukaryota, Viridiplantae, Streptophyta, Magnoliopsida, Asparagales, Orchidaceae. Gene Ontology annotation, molecular function: proton-transporting ATP synthase activity, rotational mechanism.